AACUUUUUUAGGAUUUUCAAUGCUAAAAGCAACAAAAUUUUUGAUGCCAGAAAAAAAUUAAUAUUUCAAGUAUAAUUUAAGUUCUUCAAGACCAGCAUAAACAGUGAAGUGACAAGUGAAAUUCAACUGAAAGUCUUAUAUAGUUAAGAAGAUCCAAAAAGAAGAACAAAAAGUCUUAUUAACUCAACAUAAAUCAAAAUGUCGCAAACCCAACAACAACACAACAAAGUUAUGCACGGUUGGCCAAAGAACCACCAGAACAUAAAACCAGAUCCACAAACAUCCCAAAUGAAAGGUCCAGUUAGUCAGUCACUUACACUUAACAGGACAAUUAACCUAUUUCCCUUGACAAACUACACCUUUGGAACAAAAGAGCCACUAUUUGAAAAAGAUCCUUCAGUUCCAGCAAGAUUUCAGAGAAUGCGAGAUGAAUUUGAAAAAAUUGGGAUGAGACGUUCAGUUGAAGCAGUUCUGUUAGUGCAUGAGCACGGUUUGCCGCACGUUUUGUUACUACAACUUGGGACAACAUUUUUCAAACUACCUGGUGGUGAACUCAAUGCUGGUGAAGACGAAGUGGAAGGACUAAAACGACUCCUCACUGAAACUUUAGGACAAACAUCCCAGGGAGUAAAAUCGCAGGAUUGGAUUGUUGAAGAUCUCGUCGGCAACUGGUACCGGCCAAAUUUCGAACCGCCAACUUAUCCUUAUUGUCCACCGCACAUCACGAAGCCGAAAGAACAUAAACGUUUAUUUUUGGUACAGCUUAACGAAAAGGCACUUUUUGCUGUUCCGAAAAACUACAAGUUGGUAGCAGCACCGCUAUUUGAGCUUUAUGAUAAUGCUCAAGGAUAUGGACCGAUAAUUUCAUCUUUGCCGCAAGCUCUUUGCAGAUUUAACUUCAUCUACAUGUAAGGAAACAUAAUUACAUAUGAUGUGGGAUUAGAUUGAUCUUGAAAGAAAGGAAAACUCAUCAACACCCAACAUGUCACCUAAUCCCAUCAAAUUACAAAUUUUUAGAGAAUGUGACUGUUUAAUGAACUGCAAAUUGCAUUUUCUUUUUCUCAUAAACUUUUCUUCAUUUUCCUUCAGUUUUUAUCUUCUCACAUGAUAAAAUAAUCUAAUAAGUAUGAAUAAGUAAUUGAAUGAAGUUCAGUUUGUAUCAAUAAAGCGAAAUAGUUUUAUUUCAAUCCUUUAAAUAAGAUUUCCAAAAAACAUUGUUUAAUUCUAUUAAAAUUAUUUAAAAAUGAUUAUCUGAUCACAAUAAGAACAAGAAAUUUGUUCAGAGCUUCCAGUUACCUUAUCAAUUGUUGAUUUCUCAAUGACAACGCAAUCACAAGCCAGACAAAUGUUGUUCAUUUCGAAAGGAAUUUGAAGUUUCGUUAUGGCGCAUCGAUUAAGAAUGUGAUUGGACGUGCAUGUUAAUUGAUUUUCUAAAAUUGGUUGCGAGCAAUAUAAACAGCUUUCAACUAAUUUACUUAAUUUCAACGAGUUGCACUUUUGCUGCAAGUUUUCAAGAUCAUUUCGGAACGUUUCCUGAGCUGCUUUGAAAGGUUCUUUUUUAAUUUCUUCCUUCAAAUAAAUGUCAAUGAAAUUAAUCAAACAUUGCAUUGAAAGUUUAGUUUCCUCUGAACUUAUUUUUUUCUUCGAUAAAAGCGAAUUUAAUAAAUGAAAUGCUCUCAAAACAUCGAUAAUCUUUUUAAUUGAUCGUUCUGUGUCAAUGAUGAUGGAAUAAAUGAUCGAAGAGCGUGUUUGAUAAUACCAAAGCUUCGAUCUUACAACAAUAAGUUGAAGUUUAAGAUAAUAAAGAAAUUCGUCAUUAAGAGCAAUUUCAUAAUCUCGAUUUUCUAACAUCGACAGGUAAUCAAGCUUCAAACCUCCAACAAAUCGAACAGCUUCAAUGCAGUCAUAAAAUCUUGAAAGAUUGCGACUUUUGUUAAUAAUUAACAUCUCUUGUGGACUUCUAUUUGAUAAAGUGUUGACGGAUAGAACUAGCGGUUGUUUCAACACAAGAUGAUCGUAAGCCUUUCGAGGAUAUAAAGCUGUGAAGAAUAAAACUUUGUUGUUUGAUGCUGCAAGUCCAUAAAUACCAAAACUUGAGGAAUGAACUUCAGAGUUUGACGUCUGUUUAACUUCCAGAUACUUUUCAAUGAUUAUUUUAUCAUUUUCAACAUUGAUUUUCAUGUAAAAAGCUUUAUUGUCCAAUGUUGUGAUCAAAAACUCAAAGUUUCCAAUCUCACAAAUGCCAGUAACACUCAGUCCAAUAUAUUUAGUGAUUGAAGUUACUUCAAAAUCAUCAAGAAAGAACAUUUCAAUUGAAUGAGCUUUGAUACACAACAAAAUAAACUUCUCAUGACUGUAAACAUGUUGAACAUUAGAAAUUGAGAUUCGAAGCUUUCCUGGUAUGUUUCGAUGAACUUCGCAUUUCAAUAUUUUGUCGUUUUCAAUUUCAACUGUGGAUAUGAUGAGACCACCUUUUGAACAUGAAGUUAUCAGAUAAUGCUGCGUCUUUACAAUGAUCCAUUUGAUGUAAGUAAUUCGAGCAUUCAUUUUCACGUCAAACAAGAAAUUAACUUUUCCGUUUUGAAUGUUAAAUAAGUUAAUGUUAGAGUUUUUAUCUAGAGCUGCUAAAAAUCGUGUUCCAUUCAUAAUCUCUGGGCACCAAUCGAAAUAAGUGAAUGUAAAAUCACGAACAACUUCAUUGAGACCAUUCAAACUUUUAAUUUCAUUAUUUAAUGUCAACGAAUCCAUUCUUAAUUUGCAUAACUCUUCACUUGAUGCUAAAAUAUAUUUCUUUGAAUCUUCGUCGUACUUUAAAUUCAGUAACUCCAAAGAUCCGUGUGAGUUGAGACUUGCAAUCACUGGUUCUUUGUUGUUCUCGUCAAAACGAUUGUAAGGAGAUAAAAGACAUUUAAAGACUUGUGCGUGGUAUUGAAUACAAUGAGGAAAGAGGUCAGAACUUAACAUUAUGUCACUUUUGUCUUGAUGACUCGAUUUUUGGAAUAUUUUCUUAAAAUCAACAUUGAAACUCUCAACAACAUUGUAAUUCGAUACUUUAAAUGAUGAUGAUGAAAAUUGCAUCUUUGAUUGCGUUCUCAAUGAAUUACAAUCAAACUUCAUCAGAUGGAUUUCAUGUUUUGAGUUAAAUAUUAUAAAUUCAUCCACUGUUUGAAGACAAAAUGUUGAAUUUAUUUCAUUUGAGUUUGUGAUUGUAAAAACGGAAUUCAUGUUCAAAUAUUUUGACGUCGUCUGAUUUUUAAAGUUUUCGCUAACCUUUGGAACUUCGUCUUUCGUCUUUUGCAUUUC
Clunio marinus is the source of this 3303-nucleotide messenger RNA. NCBI's taxonomy places the organism in Eukaryota, Metazoa, Arthropoda, Insecta, Diptera, Chironomidae. The record is from the annotation of a GenBank genome assembly.